CAAGUCUCUUUAUAUUGUCAGUAGAGGAAGACAAAAACAGCAGUUAAAAGUCAGGUCGAGGUGACGCAGUACUCCUGCUCUGUCAGUUGUCAUAUUUUGAUACAGGACGCAGAGAUGGGCCCGUGGAGCUGCAUCCUCUUUGCGGUGUUUUUUCUUUGUGGAGCUUUUAUCAGAGAAGCACAUCAGGCUACUAUAUCAGAUGUUGGGGGACACAAAGGCGCUCAGAGGCAUCUUCUGAUGGAAUUAGAUCACCCCAACAGAAACGUUUCUGGAAUUCAAAGGGCAGCCGAUACAGAGGAGAGCACGAAGUCGCUGGAGUGGUCCUAUCUGGUUGCAGGACUGGGCACAGUCCUCACCAUCUCACUCCUCAUCGUGAUGACUGUCAAGUUUCGUCUCUUCCAUCGCUUCUUGGCCAGCUACAGACACUCCCUGCUCCAGGAGGCCGACGGGGUCAGCCAGUAUGGCCAGGACGAGCCGCCCUUCCCUAACAAUGCGUUGGGUAGAAUUGGAGUGGUUGGAGGCACUUCAAGAGGGCUGGAUGACGAUGACGAUGGCUUCAUCGAGGAUAACUACAUCCAGGCCAGUGAGAAAGAAAGGGCAGAGAGAGAGAUAGAGGAAGAGGAUGAGGAGGAAGACAGCGACGAUGAUCUUCAGUUCACUAUAGGGUGACUGUCUACUUCUUGAAAUGAAUCACUGUCUUACAUGCAACCUCUUACACCUUCUAUUUGAACAUCUAUGAACUAUGAAGAGUAAGUUCCCCUAAAAACAAGUUCCAUAUUGUUUCAUUUAGAAGAAAAGAAGAAAAAAGAAGAGUAAGAGAGAGAGAGAGAGAGAGAGAGAGAGAGAGAGAGAGAUGGAACACAUUUGUGAAUCAUAACUUUUCUUUUUCCUGUCCCUAUUAAUCAUUUUGUGGCCUCUAACAUUAUGUCGAGUCAUGAAGGGGUCCUGACCCACAGUUUGGGAACCGCUGAAAGUGCUGUGUAGAUAUGAUGAACGUGAAAACUGAAUGAGCCUCAGCUGCUUGAAAAUGAAGUUGCGAUUAUGAUUGGACUUGUGUCCAAAAUGAGCACAUUUAAAUAGUAUGGUACACAAAACUUCAAAAGCCUUGAAUCAGAUUGUUAUUUCAUGCACAGACAACAUGUUAGGAUACGCAGCGCUACCUGAUUAAAGGCUUGUUAACUGUUUGCCAGAAGAGUGUCUUUCCUCUUUUUGAACAGUGAUGAUUUGAUUUGAUUUGAACACUUACUGAGUCUUUUUUUUUUCAAUCAUAAUUGUAUCACAAUGGUGUAUUUAGACAGUAAAAGACAUGCAUAAGAUGUGUGCAUCAAUGAAUGAUUGAGUCAUUGUUGAAAAUAUGCGGUGCAGCAAUCUGUCUUUCAUUUACAAACUAUUUUGAAGUACUCAUUGCUGAUGUUUAACAGUAGUCAUUUUUAUGCAAAUGGAAACAAAAAAAAUGUCCACACAGCUGAGGAGCCGAAGACUAAGGCUACUUAUGCUCUCCUGAAUUCAUCUCUUUGUUUGAAAUGUUUUACAGCUGCUAGACACAUUUAAUAAAAACCUUUCAUUUCA
This is a messenger RNA of Anarrhichthys ocellatus (wolf-eel), 1569 nucleotides long. RefSeq names its product leucine-rich repeat-containing protein 19-like. NCBI's taxonomy places the organism in Eukaryota, Metazoa, Chordata, Actinopteri, Perciformes, Anarhichadidae. The record is from RefSeq and is a predicted model, not a curated record. The transcript has 3 exons. The coding region runs from base 115 to 669 and encodes 184 amino acids.